Molecule: messenger RNA, 833 nt
Organism: Cajanus cajan (pigeon pea)
Lineage: Eukaryota; Viridiplantae; Streptophyta; Magnoliopsida; Fabales; Fabaceae
Product: agamous-like MADS-box protein AGL61
Biological process (GO): positive regulation of transcription by RNA polymerase II
Molecular function (GO): DNA-binding transcription factor activity, RNA polymerase II-specific; protein dimerization activity; RNA polymerase II cis-regulatory region sequence-specific DNA binding
Source: RefSeq, a predicted model, not a curated record
GCAGGAGGCAGUUGUGAUGGAACAUACGAUGUGGAAGAAUAAAAAGUCGAGCCUGGGUCGGCAAAAGAUCCCAAUUGAGAAAAUACCAAAGAAGAGUCACUUGCAAGUUACAUUCUCUAAGCGUCGAUCAGGGUUGUUCAAGAAAGCGAGCGAGCUAUGCACCCUUUGCGGUGUUGAGAUCGCAAUCCUAGUUUUCUCUCCUGCGGACAAGGCCUUCUCUUUCGGCCACCCAGAAGUUGAGUCCCUCAUCGAUCGUUACACCACGCGGAACCCUCCGCAGGAGUCCAGCGCGCACCACCUGGUGGAGGCGCACCGUAACGCCAAUGUUCGCGAUCUCAACAUGCAGCUGACGCAGCUUUUUAACCACUUGGAGAUGGAGAAGAAGCGCGGGGAGGAUCUGGAUCACGUGCGCAAGGCUAGGCAGAGACAGUUUUGGUGGGAGACUCCCGUCGAUGACCUUGGAUUGCAUCACUUGCUUCAACUCAAGCUUUCUAUUGAGGACCUCAAGAACAACAUUCAAAACCAUGCUACCAAUUUCAUUCUCGAUCAUUCUUCCUCCCUUCUUGGCCCUAACAAUGCCCUUCCCCCAAUUGGACGCUCCGCUGCUUCCUCGCUUCAUGUUCAUCCCAAUGCGCAUUACCUCGCCUUUCCCACCGCCUAUCUUUAAUUUCUUUUUCUUUUCGAAUGCUUAUCUCCUCACUUCUUUCUUUAUAUUUCCAAUUAUUCCCCCUCUUUUCAACCACAAACGUACGUCCUUCUAAAUAAUUUGUCCUCAUUCAUCAAGGACUCUGGACUCUGGACUCCAGGGGAAUAAAUUUCACCUUUAUUUUAUC